Recurvomyces mirabilis is the source of this 798-nucleotide messenger RNA. RefSeq lists its product as uncharacterized. Gene Ontology annotation, molecular function: RNA polymerase II transcription regulatory region sequence-specific DNA binding; DNA-binding transcription factor activity, RNA polymerase II-specific. Gene Ontology annotation, cellular component: nucleus. Gene Ontology annotation, biological process: regulation of transcription by RNA polymerase II. The transcript has 2 exons. The coding region runs from base 1 to 798 and encodes 265 amino acids. NCBI's taxonomy places the organism in Eukaryota, Fungi, Ascomycota, Dothideomycetes, Mycosphaerellales, Teratosphaeriaceae. The record is from RefSeq and is a predicted model, not a curated record.
AUGUACGAAUGCGAGACAUGCACCGAGCAAUUCUACGACCUCGAGGACUGCCAUGACCAUAUGGACCAUGAGGAUCACUGGCCAGAGUGCGAGACGUGCCCCAAGACCUUCAAGACACAACGUGCUUGCAAUCAACACAUGAAUGACACUUCGCAUUGGGCUCCGACGUACGAAUGCGAGGUUUGCGACAAGUCCUUCCGUUCGGAACAUGCUAGAGAUCAGCAUGUGGCAUCGCUUGGUCACUGGAGGCACUACUGCAAGGCUUGCGCGCGCCGUUUCGACAGUGAGAGCAAUCUGAAGAUGCACCUGGAUUCAAAGAUCCACCGUGGCUCCAACAUCGUCUGUCCCUUCUGCAAAGUCGGCUACACCACAGCAAGUGGCCUAUGUCAUCAUCUCGAGACCGGCUCAUGCCCCAAAGCCACUGGUCUCAAUCACGACAGCAUCACCCGCAUCAUUCGCGAGCGCGAUCCCAACGGCGUCAUUACCAACAAACAACUCACUUACAAUCAAACCACCUACGAAGUCAACGACAAUGCCUGGAAUGGUCGUUCCUGGGAGUGCUAUCUCUGCCAUCGCACCUUCGUCAAGCACGCGGGUCUCACCCAGCACCUCAACUCCCCUGUGCACAAGCAGAAGGGAUAUCACUGUCCAAAUCGUGGCUGCAGCAAGGAUUUUGUCUCGCUUGCUGCCCUGUUCAACCAUCUGGAGAGUGAGUCGUGCUCGUUCAUGAGGUUCGAAACGGUGCAGAACCAUGUCGGUCAGGUUUUGACGGGAAAGCGGCUCAUUGCUUUCGGAUAA